CGGGGCGAGCGGUGGUGGCUCGGCGGACACGCCCCCUCGCCCGCGGCCCCCUCCCCGCCUCUCUCCGCCGCUUCUCUAGCUCCCCGGUCAGAGGGCCGGAGCGAGAAGAUGGCGAAGACGUACGAUUAUCUGUUCAAGCUUCUGCUGAUCGGAGACUCGGGGGUGGGCAAGACUUGCCUCCUAUUCCGCUUCUCCGAGGACGCCUUCAACACCACCUUCAUCUCCACCAUCGGAAUUGAUUUUAAAAUCAGAACGAUAGAACUAGAUGGAAAGAAAAUUAAGCUUCAGAUAUGGGACACAGCGGGUCAGGAAAGAUUUCGAACCAUCACAACGGCAUACUAUAGAGGAGCCAUGGGGAUUAUGCUGGUGUAUGACAUCACAAAUGAAAAGUCCUUUGACAAUAUUAAAAACUGGAUAAGAAACAUUGAAGAGCAUGCCUCUUCAGACGUUGAAAGAAUGAUCCUGGGUAACAAAUGUGAUAUGAAUGACAAAAGACAAGUGUCAAAAGAAAGAGGAGAGAAGUUAGCAAUUGACUACGGGAUUAAAUUCUUGGAGACAAGUGCAAAAUCCAGUACAAAUGUAGAAGAGGCAUUUUUUACGCUUGCACGAGAUAUAAUGACAAAACUCAACAGAAAAAUGAAUGACAGCAAUUCAUCAGGGGCAGGUGGACCAGUGAAAAUAACAGAAAACCGAUCAAAGAAGACCAGUUUCUUCCGUUGCUCGCUACUUUGAUGAACUCUUUCUGAGAGACUGCAGCACACCUACAGGACUCUUUCCUGCUUCUCUGAAAGCACAGGUCAGCCAGCCUCAGAACCACACCGCCCGGCUGCUGCGGAGAACACCACUGAACCUAGACUUCUCGACACAGAAGGCCACGUGGGUCCCGGCCUCGUGGCCUGGCAAGAUAACAGGCUCCUUUUUUCAAACAUGGAAGCAAUGAAGUGGAGACAUACGCAGGACUUAACUUGUUUUUUUCUUUGGUUUGUCCCGGAAGCUGCUAUCUUUCUUUUUCACUUUGCACAUCGGUGUUAGCCUGUCCCUGCUACAGCACAGUCUCAGACUCGUAUCUGCACACUUUUGCCUUGUAAAGUUCCAGACAAACUUGUGUACUUUUGAUAAAAGCAAAACAUUUAAAGCAGAGAUUAAUAUGCUCAAAUUAAAAGAUGUUUGGUCUGGUUCAUGUGGCCAAAUGUUAUUGCAUUGAUAGAAUUUUUUUAAGGGUUCUAGUUUGUGAUUUCCUUCCAUAAGAAUCAUUAAAUUCUGAUAAAAUUUAUCUUAAAAAUUCAUAAAGAUGUCCAUCUGUUCAUCGGAGGCCACAUUUAUUUCUCCAGAUUGUUUAGAACCUUGCUUCAUUCUGGCCUUUUUGCCAGAGAGUUUUGGGGAAUAAAUCACUUUUUCAGUUGAUUACCUCCACCUCAUCUAUAGAAGCUACAUUUGGAAAUCACCUUAAGCUCACUUUUCCUGGGGCUUGUAUUUACUGUUCUUUCCUAUGUUUGACCCAUUGUAACCACUCAGUUAUCUAAACCAUAACAUAUUUGAACAUUGUUGUCUAUUUCUAAUUGUGAACUUCUUGAGCUGAAAUUUUAUACAGGCAGAGAGAUGUACCAUUUAGGUUUUAUUUCAUCAUCUUACUGUGAUUCUUUCCCAUCAGCAUAUGUAAUGUAUUUUUUUCUUAGGUUCGCUCUCUAGCUUGCUGGUUUCAUUUGUAAUACCCAAUCCCUACCGUAAUCCCUGUCUGCAAGAGUUAACAAGAAUUAGAUGUAGACCUUUGUUCGUAGAAAGCUUACCUAUAGGGAGAGAGAUUAACUUGUUGAUAUAAAUUUAAUAGAGAUAGCUCUUGGUGAUGGUAAACAUAAUGAUUUUUUGUUCUGUUUUUAUUUGGGUGUUUUUUUUUUUUUUAAAUAAAGGUAGUUAGGCCUAGACCUAGUGCAGCCUCUAGGAAAAGUCUUGCCUUUUUGUUAGAGAAAAUAUGAGUAAGGUUUCCAUUCUAAAACAGCUGUUGUUGGAUGUGUAGAACCCAGUUCCGUCUGUUUAGGUUCGUUGUUACAGAACUUGGUCCAGCCAUUUGGGCCACAGCCAGCCAAGAACUUAGCGGCCUUUCUCACCAGACACUUGGUACUGGUAUACCUUUUGUAGAUGAAACCUUCACAUAAGGGGAAAAAAAAAGUAUUUAGUGUUAACUUAUGUGC
Messenger RNA from Hyaena hyaena (striped hyena), 2189 nucleotides. RefSeq names its product RAB8B, member RAS oncogene family (gene RAB8B). The transcript has 8 exons. The record is from RefSeq and is a predicted model, not a curated record. Lineage: Eukaryota; Metazoa; Chordata; Mammalia; Carnivora; Hyaenidae. Gene Ontology annotation, molecular function: GTP binding; GTPase activity. Bases 109 to 732 code for a protein of 207 amino acids. Gene Ontology annotation, cellular component: synaptic vesicle; endosome; trans-Golgi network transport vesicle. Gene Ontology annotation, biological process: protein localization to plasma membrane; protein secretion; cellular response to insulin stimulus.